CGGCCCGGCCUGAGGGGGCGGCCCGGGCGCGUUUGGCGCCUUCGCCGCCAUGGAGCCGGAGCGGCUGCGGCGCCGCCUCAGCUCCGCGUUCCGCCUGCGGGGGCUCGUCCUGCGCCCGGAUGCCCUGAAGUAUCUCACUGAAGCUUUCCAGUCCACCAGUGAGGGAGAACUUGACGAUAUAAUUGAAAAUGUCAUCGAUGCAGUUGAAAAACAGCCUUUGUCAUCCAACAUGAUUGAGCAGCCCUUGGUGGAAGCAGCAGUCCAGGAAUGCAGCCGGGCCCCGGAUGAGGCCAUAGAAAACGUUUUCAACAUUAUUGGAGCCUUUGACAUUCCACGUUACAUUUAUAAUUCAGAAAGAAAGAAGUUCCUGCCCCUGUCCAUGACUGACCUGCCUAGGCCGAGUUUAUUUGGGACUGCCAGGGACAAGGCAGAGCUGUUCCGGGAGCGCUACUCCAUCCUCCAGCAGAGGACUCACAGACAUGAGCUGUUCACUCCUUCACCAGUUGAUGCUCAUCCUGAUGAUGGCAAGAGCAAAUUCCAGCUAAGGACAGUAGAAACUCUCUUGGGCAAUCCAGCUAAAGUGGGAGAAGUGAUUGUGCUUGGGAUGAUCACUCAGCUCAAGGAGGGGAAAUUUUUCCUAGAAGAUCCCACAGGAGUGGUGCAGCUAGACCUUAGUAAAGCACAGUUCCACAGCGGGUUAUACACUGAGUCCUCCUUUGUGCUGGCAGAAGGUUGGUAUGAAGAUGAAGUUUUUCAUGUGAACGCUUUUGGAUUUCCGCCCACUGAGCCUUCUGCUACCACGAGAGCCUUCUAUGGGAAUAUAAACUUCUUUGGAGGGCCUUCCUCAUCAUCAGUAAAGGCUUCUGCAAAGCUGAAGCAGCUGGAGGAAGAGAAUGAAGAUGCCAUGUUUGUGUUUGUGUCUGAUGUGUGGCUGGACCAAGCAGAAGUGCUGGAAAAGCUUCACAUGAUGUUUUCGGGUUAUUCCUCUGCACCUCCCACCUGCUUUUUCUUCUGUGGAAAUUUUUCAUCUGCACCAUAUGGCAAAAAUCAAAUCCAGUCCCUGAAAGGUUCUUUGAAGGCUCUGGCAGAUAUUAUAUGUGAAUAUCCCAGCAUCCAUAAAAGUAGUCGAUUUGUGUUUGUCCCUGGUCCUGAAGAUCCUGGGCCUGGUUCUAUUUUACCAAGACCCCCCUUGGCUGAAACUAUCACUCAGGAAUUCAGACAGCUGGUGCCAUUUUCAGUUUUCACCACAAAUCCCUGCAGGGUUCAAUACUGCACCCAAGAAAUCAUUAUUUUUCGGGAAGAUUUGGUCAACAAAAUGUGCAGGAACUGUGUCCGUUUCCCAAACAGCACCAUGGACAUUCCCAACCAUUUUGUGAAGACCAUUUUAUCCCAGGGGCACCUGAGCCCGCUGCCGCUGUACGUCAGCCCCGUGUUCUGGGCCUACGAUUAUUCCCUGAGGGUUUAUCCCCUGCCAGACCUGCUGGUCACCGCUGACAAACACGACCCCUUCACUGUCACCAGCAGCGACUGCCUCUGCAUCAACCCUGGUUCGUUUCCCAGAAGUGGAUUUUCCUUCAAGGUGUUUUACCCCUCCAACAAGACAGUUGAAGACAGCAAGCUUCAAGGACUCUGAAUUUCUGUGGCACUGAAAAAAGGCAGUGAACCCAUGGGAAGCCAACUGUAUUUUUUUUUUUACAUGCCUAAGUUUUGUGAUGUAUUAUGGACUUUUUCAAAACUGAUUUGUUUUGUACACAAAUAAACUUUCACAGGAAAACA
Vidua chalybeata is the source of this 1776-nucleotide messenger RNA. It is a transcript of the gene POLE2, whose product is annotated as DNA polymerase epsilon 2, accessory subunit. Gene Ontology annotation, molecular function: DNA binding. The coding region runs from base 50 to 1633 and encodes 527 amino acids. The transcript is spliced from 19 exons. The record is from RefSeq and is a predicted model, not a curated record. Gene Ontology annotation, biological process: DNA-templated DNA replication; error-prone translesion synthesis. Gene Ontology annotation, cellular component: epsilon DNA polymerase complex. Lineage: Eukaryota; Metazoa; Chordata; Aves; Passeriformes; Viduidae.